Molecule: messenger RNA, 2962 nt
Organism: Pseudonaja textilis
Lineage: Eukaryota; Metazoa; Chordata; Lepidosauria; Squamata; Elapidae
Gene: WBP2
Product: WW domain binding protein 2
Biological process (GO): positive regulation of DNA-templated transcription
Cellular component (GO): nucleus
Molecular function (GO): chromatin DNA binding; transcription coactivator activity
Source: RefSeq, a predicted model, not a curated record
ACUUGCGUAGAGCCGCUUUAUUAACGGCUGGAGCCUCUCAGUCCAGCGGGUGUUGGGGAAAGGAGUCAUCAGUUGCUUAGCGGCCAUGGCGCUGAACAGGAACCAUUCGGAGGGAGGCGGCGUCAUUGUCAAUAACAGCGAAAGCAUCUUGAUGAAUUACGAGCACAUUGAAAUGACUUUCCAUGACAUGGAACAUAUGCCAGAGGCAUUUAAAGGGACCAAGAAAGGCAGUGUCUUCAUGACUCCGUAUCGAGUUAUUUUUGUAUCUAAGGGAAAAGAUGCAAUGCAGUCUUUCAUGAUGCCCUUUUAUUUAAUGAAAGAAUGUGAAAUUAAGCAACCCGUGUUUGGAGCAAAUUAUAUCAAGGGCGUAGUAAAAGCAGAGGCAGGAGGUGGUUGGGAAGGAUCUGCAACGUUCAAAAUGACAUUCUCAGCUGGAGGUGCCAUUGAGUUUGGACAACGUAUGUUACAAGUAGCAUCUCAAGCUUCAAGAGGUGAAGUUCCGAAUGGAGCCUAUGGUUACUCCUACAUGCCAAAUGGGGGUUAUACCUUCCCACCACUUGCUACCAACGGGGUGUAUCCUCCUCCGCCUCCUUCAGGAUAUCCUUAUCCACCACCACCACCUGAAUUGUAUCCUGGCCCACCAAUGGAUGGUGCUAUGGGAUACAUGCAGCUUCCGCCUCCUCCCUAUCCUGGGCCUAUGGAACCACCUGCUGCUGGCCCAGAUCUUCCCACCACUCCAGCAGCUGAAGCUAAGGCUGCAGAAGCUGCUGCAAGUGCAUAUUACAACCCAGGCAACCCUCAUAAUGUCUACAUGCCCAUGGACCAGCCUCCUCCACCUCCUUACUUUCCUCCAGAGGACAAGAAAACCCAGUAGAGAACCAUCAUCACAUGUUGCAUCCUUUAUUGCCAUAUGGCUAAAUAAUGAUUAGGGAUAUGACAGUGAUAAGAGCCACCUUGUCUCCCCCGGUACAUGUAUCUCUCAUGGACAGAAAUGACAGAUAUAUGUGCCAAUAGGAAAGUGUUUCUAACAUUUUCCUGGAUUGGGGAAUGUACAGACACUUAAUAUAUUGUUCUCCUCUGUAUGAUAUAAUGAAGGAGUCUUUUCCCCAAUCUCACCAUUUAAUUGUCCCAGAGAACAUUCUUUCUGGAAGAAAGACUACUUCAGCUGAAACCUAUCAACAGCUGUUGAAUUUGGUAGGUAUUGAUAUUUUAGGUGCUGUCCAGCUCAUUCACAGUGAAGCUUCAGAAGAAAAUUAUCUCUGUGAUUUUUUGAUUGGUUCUUCGUUGCAUGAACCCUGCCAUCUUGUGAUUAAGGAAGUUCACUGCUCUUCUGAAAAAUUUGACAGCAUGUAUUAGACAUUUGAUUCUACAUGGACAAUGGAAUUUUCUGCCAUUUCUUCUACAAGAUGCAUGUAUGGUAACACAAGUGCUUCACACUACGGACAGUCUUGUCUACUCUCUUAAUACCUGGGCUCUUUCAGUUUUACGGGAACAAAGUGGUGGCUGCGUAGUUUUAGCCAGGAAAGCAUCUUUACCUCUAUAGUUAACAGGGUAGUUGAUUUGACCAAAUGGUUGAUUGUCCUAGUGUAGGUUUCCAAGAAAGAAGAUAGUCAUAAAUAAGCUUAUUUAUGUGUUUAGUUUAUUAUUGCACAGAUUUUAUUCCUUUAAUUUUGAGUGUAUUGCAACUUGAAGGAACAGAUUUAUUUUAUGGUUUUCAGCCAUCACACUCACUGUGUGUGGUGAACAUCAGAUUACCUUUCAACAACUCUUUGGUUUAACUUGAUAAAUUCAAAGGCCUUGCUAAAAAAGAAAAAAAGUCAAAGCCUUUCUAGGGUUUUGUGUAUUUCCUCUUUCCUCGAGUACAAUUCUUAUGAGUAAAAUGCCAUAUUCAAUUCACAAUAAGGCAAAAUUCUUUUCUUGAAACAAAAUGUUCAGGGAGGGUAAGAGGUAGAAUUUUAGGAAUUUUCUAUGGCAGUAGGUCUUUAGAUGUGUGGCUUCCAAAGAUUUUGGAAAGUUAUCAGAACAGUUGAAAUCCUACUUGCUGGCAUCCCCUCAUCUGUCUAAAACAAUGAAAAUCUACUCUUCAUUCUUUUAACACUGAAUUUGAUUUAAUGCUGAAAUGAAAUAGAUAUAAAACUGUUAUAAAACUACCUAUCCUUACUGCUCCUGAUAAUAAAAAUACUUGAAAUUGCUAUUUCCAGUACUGCCAGUAUAAAAAAAAACCCACCCCACAAACUUGGGCCUUCUUUCAACUGUUGCUUCAGUCCAAGUUCUAUGUAGUGCUUGAAGCAGUACCGGUUAUUUACAACUUUGGGCGCAUGUCCGCACUCUCCCACUCAGCAGGAAACAUAAUUGAAACAUGAUUUUUGCUCCAGGUUGUCCUGGGGCAAAACACAACAUCUGGUAGCAAAAAUAUGGCGGAAUAGGUUGGUCUUUCUGCAUGCUUGUGCAAGGCUUAGUUUUUGCUUCCCGGACUUAGCACAAAUAUUUCGCUUUUAUUAAAAUUCGUGAACAAGCAAAAUUAUUUAUGACCCAUUUGCGUUAUUCUGAACACUUAGCUACACUUUGCUGUAGAAUUGAGAGACAGCCAUCUCAGUUGAGGUUGGAAUUACUGCCGCAUAAAAAUGCAGAUGCUUUUUCAGCAAAAGUCUUGCAGCGCUUUUUCCUCUAGAAACUGAAACACCAUCUAACUGAUAACUAGGUUUGCAGACUGACUACUACGUAUUUUAGGUUUCUUUAGUACUGUAUGGUUUUUGCAAAUGGUUUCUAGCUGACCUAUAAUAUACUAAAAUAAAAAAGCCAUGCAUUUUCCCCUAGGUUUGCUAUUUAAAUGAAAGUGAUGUAACAAAAUUGUUAUAUGAAAAAUCAGUAUGUAUUUUGGAGAAAUUUUGUUAAUAUGGAUGUGAAAUGGCUCUCUUGAAUGCGAGGUUAUCUUUUGAUUUGCUGAGAUUGUGAAAUAAAA